AUGGAGAAGGUUAUGAUUGUUAAUUGGAUCUUCAUGAGUUCAGCAACCACUGGAGCAUACUUCGUUUCCUGUGUUGCGGGAAACAAGAACAACGACCUCUUCUGCUGGGUUUUGCUCUUCUUGCUGCCUAAGUUUUUGGGAACUCCAUUUGCCUACAUCAACUUUCUAUUGAUUCAGGCCAUCGACCGAAGUCCAUCUGCGGUGGGGGUUUUGGGAAACUUCGGGGUGGUUAACCUAUAG
Molecule: messenger RNA, 240 nt
Organism: Sphenostylis stenocarpa
Lineage: Eukaryota; Viridiplantae; Streptophyta; Magnoliopsida; Fabales; Fabaceae
Source: the annotation of a GenBank genome assembly